AGAGAAACCAUUUCUUGACCACGAAACGGAGUCGACGUUAGCAACGAGGCAGAUAGACUCGGCCAAAAUCGCGUUGGGGAGAAACGAGCGGUGUCGAGCUCAUCAAUGCCGGAUCUCGUGAGCCGCCGCCGCCGGCGCCCUUUCUCCCGCGCGUGCGCCUGCUGCUCCCGCCUCCCUUUCCUUCCCGCGCGCGCCCCUGCUGCUCCCGCCUCCCUCUUCUGCGUGCUCGGCGUCUCGCGCCGAUUUCUUCCACGGCGGACUGCUCCCGCCAUCGACGGAGCUGCAGCUCGCGCGCGCACUUCCGGCAGCAUCCCGCCUCCAGUUUCCUUUCCCGCGCGCGAGCAACAUCUUCCCGCGCUCGCUCGAUUGGUUCCUCACCCACCGCCACUGCCUCCAAAUAUCCCUCUCGAAGCCCCCAGUUCCAAACCCUAGCCAUCCUCCCCCAAAUCCAUACCAAAUCUCUGGGACCAUGAAUGCACUUCGGCCUCCAUCGUCAAGUUCCAGGCAAGGGAAGGCAGGGUGAGGCAUGGGUGCUCUGGGCGCCGUCAAUGGUCGACGUGUUGUUGCUCCGGUUGCCCCUGCGGAUGGAUCGAGUUUGGAUGUCGGUGAACCCAGCGCCCUACCUGCAGAAACAUCUCCAACGCUUGAGAGUCUUCGAGCUGCCGGUUUUCCUGAGUGGUGGAAACAAUCCUCUUCGUUGGGCUCAAGUGAAGGGUAACAAUUUUACCUCACAGGAUGCAGUCAUUAUCCAGGUUCUUGUAGUCAUUAUUCAGGUUCUAGUGCUGAAUGCAAUUGGGUAUGAGUGCUUGUGUCUAGUGUUGUGAGGUCUGUCAAUUAUGAUACUGAAUAUAUUCAGGUUUCAGUAAGAACAGGGAUGCCUAGCAAUAGAGGUCAUUAUUCUUGUAGUUUAUGAUCUGAAUAGUAGCUUGUUUCAUGCUGUCAUUUGGUACUCAAGUUAAAUCAGUACCUUGUUUAUAUAUAUGCUGCAAUAUUAUUUCAAUGCCUACCAUUACAGUAUAUCCUUUCCUGCAAGCAAUAGGGAAGAGGUUGCCUAUUUCUGUCGAACCAAAUUAUUGAUUGGCAACUGAAUAAUAGAAAGUUGCCAUGUUGUCUAAGUUACCACAUAUUGUCGUAAUGAUUUAUCUAUUUGGGAAUAAAGGAAUUACACAGUCAUGUUGCCAUGUUGUAGAUGUUAAUGUGACACAUAGUAUCUUGUUUGUUCCUCACUGGACAUGUUGCUUCCUUAGUUGUAAUUGAGUUGGUAAGGAAUUGAAUAUUUCUAUUUGUAGGAUAUACCCACAAGGAGGGUUUACAAAUUUGCUAAACUUAAACAGUGCUCCAGAAAUUUUUCAUUUUGUUGGCAAUACAAGAGGCACCAGUACAAUUUCGCCAACCAGUUUGAAAAGAACCCGACCAACUGAGAGCAAUGCACAUGAGAAAGAAACAAUUGUUCUUGAUGCGGAUGAAACGAACGAAGAUGAGAGGACUGAGAGGCGAUUAAAUUAUACAAAAGAAGAGGAUGUCAGAUUGGCUGCUGCUUGGCUGAUGCACUCAAAGGACCCAGUUGAAGGAACCGAUAGGAGUGGAGAUCAAUAUUGGUCGGCUGUAACUAAAGAAUAUAACAAAGGCACAAAGGUUAGUCGUAGAAGAAACCGGAACCAAUUGAAGAUCCGUUGGGAUCGUAUUAAGAAACCAGUGAUGGAGUUCCAUGGCUGCUGGACAAGUAUCACCAAAGUCUAUAGAAGUGGUUAUAGUGAUGACCAAAUGAUGGACAUGGCUGAAACGAUGUAUGCUAAAGACCACAACGAUAAAGAUUUCACGCUGAAGCACUUUUGGAAGGUUGUAAAGGGUGAAAGGAAGUGGUCUGCAUAUGUUAAAAGGGAAAUGGAAAAGGAUAACAAAGGUGCAUCUAUCAGGCUACGUAGAUGAUUGCCACAGUUGAUCUACUAGUUUAUUGUGUAGCAUUUAAGUUAAUUUCUAGUAUAUAAAUGCAUGUAGAAACUAAGCAUUGGGAAUGAUAGUUUCUACAACCCAUCAAUUGCUCUAUUUCUCUCUUAGAAUGUGAACCAAGAAACUGUGCAUCGGGACUGCCCUUAGCGUAUAUGUGCAAUUACAAGCCACUUAAGAUGUCAGUCUUAUUACCUCUACAGACUGUCGUAACCCCUAGAUCGUCUGAUGCCGUCGUAACGUUACGCCCGCCUGUCCCCUUCCAGCAGCAUUUCUUAGUAACUCUUACGUAUCCUGUCAUUUCUUCAACUAUCCUUUUCCCCUUUAUUAACCGGAACGCUGAAAAAGCGCUGCCUUCAUAGCAUCACCGGACCUGUCACCAGGCUGCUGCUGCGGCUUAAGCGCCCCCAAUAUUUUUAUGUUUUAGCCUUUUUUUUUAAAAAAAAUUACAUUUGUCCCGUCUGGAAACUUAAUUCGAAAUUUGGACCUAAGGAGUCGGCGCCAAGAACCCUGGCUCCGAGGUAAAACAUCUCGAAGCCUCACAUCUUGGCGCCGAGCUCGGAACCGCAGAUCUUAGCACCGAGCUCGGAGCCACAGAUUUUGGAUCCGACCUCGGAGCCACAGAUCUGGGCACCGAGAUCAGAUUUAUAACGCACACCCCAUCUUCCCUGCCCCGCCCAAGAGUGCUCUCAUUUCUCCUCACUGUCGGGUUCUAGCUCUCCUCUACCCUCCCAAUCUUUUGAAAUCUUUAAUUUUGACCGUUAAAAUUUGGAAUUGAUCCGUAGAUCUUCGCUAGCAAGGUAAUCUCUCUCCCCUCAUUUUUUAUCUUGUGUUUUGGUAUAUAUUUCAUGUAUUCUUAGAUUAAUGCUGACAGUGAUUAUUAAUUUAUUUAUUAUGUAACAGUAGGAUGCCAAGACGUCGUAAAGCUAGUAAGCCAAGCUAUGGAUGGAUGGCCGGUAGUCUGUACGACCUAAAGCCUCUCUCUAGCGGUGUUCCAAGACCCAUGUGCUUUUGUGGUGAUUCUUGUAAAGUAGAAAUUUCUGAAGAUGAGGAAACCUAUAACCAGAGGUAUUGGAUGUGUUCCAAUUUUGCAUGGAAGCCUACGCCACAACAACGCCUCAACAAAUAUAUUACCCCUCCACCGUUGUGUGAUUUUGAGCAGUGGAUCGACACUGAGAUUGAGGAGUCGGACAAGUGGCUUCUACAAAGCCUGAAGGAGUGGGAUGCAGAGCGUGCGAAGAUAUUCGAGAUGAGACGCAAAGAGAAGGCUCUACAGAAGGAGCACAAGGAAGAGGAGGAAAGGAGAUGUGUUGCUGCGUUAAGGGAGGAGAGAGAGAAGAAGCUUGAGCGUGUGCGCCGAGCAAAGGCAGUGAUGGAGGAGAAUCCCAAUGCACAGAGGAAGGGAAAGUGGCCUCGUUGCACUCAGUAAUUUUUAUUAAUGCUAGUUUUAUGAUUGUGUUGGACUAUGCAAUGCGGUAUCAUGUAAUGGACUUUAAGUAAGGCCGUAUGUAGGUCAUGUUAUGUGUUAACUAGUUUUUUUUGCCAUGUUUCAAGUAUUAUU
Molecule: messenger RNA, 3508 nt
Organism: Sorghum bicolor (sorghum)
Lineage: Eukaryota; Viridiplantae; Streptophyta; Magnoliopsida; Poales; Poaceae
Product: glutathione S-transferase T3-like
Exons: 4
Coding region: 2855-3376 (173 amino acids)
Source: RefSeq, a predicted model, not a curated record